Zophobas morio is the source of this 1709-nucleotide messenger RNA. RefSeq lists its product as uncharacterized. NCBI's taxonomy places the organism in Eukaryota, Metazoa, Arthropoda, Insecta, Coleoptera, Tenebrionidae. Gene Ontology annotation, molecular function: N-acetyltransferase activity. The record is from RefSeq and is a predicted model, not a curated record. The coding region runs from base 888 to 1649 and encodes 253 amino acids. The transcript has 4 exons.
CUUUGUUUUCCAAAAAAUGUGUUAAAUUUGUUUGGAUAAUUUUAACAUUUAAUUUUUUGUAGUAACUCAGUACAAAAAUAAAGAAUAACACAAUUUAGAGCAGUUUAUACAAUACUUAACCAAUUUUAACCACUUUUUUGGAAAUUUUGAAUUCGCUUUGCGUGUUUAUUGGACCAGAUAUCGUGACGGCGAUUUCAGAAUCGUAACUAGCGGAAGAUUAUCUACACUUUGACACAAAUUUUCAGUCGAUUAAACCAAUUUUAACCGGUUUUGACAAAGCCGACUAGUCGGCCGACUAUAGGCGGUACAUCUCUAAUAUUAAUUAAGGCGUAGAUUAAGUGUACAGUAGGUUAAGUAGGAAGUAGGUUAAUAAUGAGAUGUUAAGGAACGCCACUGCGCAUCUGCGCAUGGCGUAGGUACUGAUGUUUUUUGCAAGGACUGGAUCUCUUCGAGACAGACAGUCGAGUAGGUAAGACAUGAAUUUGUGUAAUAAACACAAAUCAACACGUGCUGGUUUUAUUAAUACUUAUCACAUGUAAAUAACAGUUCAUUAUAUCGUACGUGGUACUAUUUAUAAGUUGUUGUUUUUGUGUUUGUAAUAACAACCUAUAAUAAUUAUUAUUAUCUAAGAAAUUGCACUUUAAAUAAAACCCACUACUUGGGUGACAACUCCAGUGAAGAAGACCUCCGGUACUAGACAGUAGGUACUCACCCCAUAAUUCUUGUCAAAGUAUAAAAGGAACGACCAUAUACUUAUAUCAGUACAGAAUUUACAUUCAAGGUGCAAAUAAUUAUUACUGCAGUUAUCAACAAAUGCUUUUGAUAAAAAACAAAUAAAAAACAUAGCUUGAAGGUUGCAUGUCUGAUAUAUUUUUGAACAACAACUAAUGCAGAACGUGCAGAAAGCACAACACCACAAAAUGGAUAUUCAAAAAUGGUGGGUUAAUGACGAUAUCUAUUGUCAACGUUUGACGGCAGACUACCUGGAAGAAGUCACCAAAAUGUUAGAAACCUCGUUCUACCCUCAAGAAAAUGUCUGCAUGGUUUUAGGUAUUUCCGAAGAUCCUGAAGCUGUUCGCGAACUUCGCGACUUAACUAACGCAGCUGCCAAAGAUGGAAUCAGUGUCAUAGCGAUUGAUAAGAAAACCAACAAAGUUGUAGGAACAGCGUUUAAUAAAAUACAGGUGAAGAAUGAUCCCGUCUUUGAAAAUUUUGCCAAGUCGUGGAAGAGUCCCCGGUCUAAAGCUCUCGUCGAACUUAUGUCUGAAAUUGACAGUCUGUGCAAUCUCUUUGACUAUUGCCAGACCGAUUGCCUGUUAGAGUUGAUGUUUUUGGGUACUACCACUGAAUAUAGAGGGAAAGGAAUAGCCAAGAAGCUGAGCGAAAUUACUUUUGAAAUUGGGACCAAUUUGGCGAAGGGUGUCAAUGCGAGGAAGUCCCUUGAUGGUACGGAACUGCCGCUGGGACCCAGGCCUAAAAUUAUUAGUGCUAUUUUCGCCACUAUAGCGACACAGAAAAUUGGAAGACGCUUGGGGUUUGAAGUCGUCGCUGAAAAAUUUUACAACGAGAUGGACUUCCAAGGGACGAAAUUUUCAGAUGUUAUUACUAAUGGUAGCACGAAAUUGACUUUGGAAUAUAAAAAGUUAUAAAUUAGUGAGAUUUGUUGUGUCAUAAACUUAAAACAAGGUAAUAAAACGGCAGAAAAAUAA